Cladophialophora immunda is the source of this 207-nucleotide messenger RNA. RefSeq lists its product as uncharacterized. The coding region runs from base 1 to 207 and encodes 68 amino acids. The record is from RefSeq and is a predicted model, not a curated record. Lineage: Eukaryota; Fungi; Ascomycota; Eurotiomycetes; Chaetothyriales; Herpotrichiellaceae. The transcript has a single exon.
AUGGAUGGCGGACGGGAAAACAUUGGGAUGGAUUCAGAUGGCUGGGCUCCCAGCGAGGAAUACGACAGCAUUUGUGAGAAGAACAAAUUCAUCAGGCAACAGGUUAUUGAUCGCACAGAGGAUGACGAAGAGAGGCAGCUUAGCCUAGAGCACUAUCGGUUCGAUGACCAUAAUGUAGACGAGAUAAAUCCAGCGCAUAUUGUUUGA